Molecule: messenger RNA, 2105 nt
Organism: Drosophila takahashii
Lineage: Eukaryota; Metazoa; Arthropoda; Insecta; Diptera; Drosophilidae
Product: mucin-7
Source: RefSeq, a predicted model, not a curated record
UGAUGAACAUUUUUUUAGGGAGUGCGAAGUUUUAGAAAUAAAAGAAGUUAAUCCUUUUAAUAACCAAAACCUUACUAAGUUAAACCAAUAUAAGCAGUUCAUAAUCUAAAGCUCUGAAAUCGUUGAAAUCAAUUCAUUUUAAAAGUAUCAAUUUUUGAGAUACCUUCCUAUAUCGUAAAAUAUCGUAAAAGCAUAAAACCUUUUUUUCUCUGCAGAAGUAAAGAGAGAGAGAGCGCGAGUUACCCAGAAAGCUUUUGGAGACAGGAGCAAGUUUUUCAGACCCAAAGUGAACGUAGCUUUCGGUGCGUUGAAGCCACACUCGUUCGAUAUUGAUUCAUUGCCAGCGAGCCACCGAGCCGCCUCGCAUUCCGCAAAUACCAAAAAUAAGUCAGCCGAAAAUGUUGCGAACCUUUGCCAUUCUGCUGCUGAUCGCAGUGGCCGUAAAUGCGAGAGCCGCACCGCAGAGAACCACCGUUUCGCCGGACUAUGAAACCACCGAGGAGGUCCAGGUACCCGAGGAGUCCACCUACAUGUCCGUGGAGGAGGGCACCAUCACGGUGGACGUCGACUCGGACGUGAUACUGACCACCAGUCCCGAGGGCGAGACCUUCACCGAGGCCAGUCCGAUGGUUAUGACGGAAGAACCGCUUCCGGACUCGGUGGUGCAGCAGCUGGAGAUGGAGCGGGCUCAGGAGGAGCGGCUGAAGAAUCCCGAGAAGCUGGAAUCGGAGUUGGACUCGGAUUCGGAGAACGAGGAUCUGAACGCCGCAACCAGGGAGCUAUCAAAUACCAAUAAUACAGGUAGCACCAGGAGACCCAGUUUCCGGUUUGGAGCAACCACACUGCCACCCAGUUUCAUCACAACCACCGAAAGUCCACGAACCAUCACCACUAUUUCACCACAAGACGGCACAACGAAUUCUCCCUCAGAGACUGAGGAAACCACCGAGUUCCAGGAGGUGAAGACCAUGAAGAACUACUUUGAGCGGAAGCCAGCGCAAAUGGGUGAAAUCGAUCUGGACAUGGCCGAGAACCGAAUGGAGACCACUACGAAUGCAGCACCACAGGACGCCGUGGAACUGUCCAUGAUUAUGACCACCGAAGCCGCUUUGGUGGAGGAGAAGCCCACAUCUAAAAGUGAGAAUGACCAGGCGGAAUCGGUGGAAACCACAGUGGUGCCGGUCUACCAAUUUAUUAGCAAUGGAGCUCCCUUUGUAACGGAACCUCAGCCUGAACUUUCGACGGUUUUGCCAGAAGCAAAAGAAGAAGUAGCCACCACAGAGCGGACGGAAGAACCCAAAGAACUUCUACUGGUUUCUUCCACCCCAGCAACCGAAACCACCACAGAGGCUGAGGAGACCACAACUCCAGCUCCUAGCACCACCACCACAACCACUGAGGCUGUUCUGCUGACCACUACAGUGGAACCUCUGCUAAGUGUACAGCCAGAGACGACCACCAGUGCUCCAGAGACCUCAACUACCAGUGCUCCAGAGACCUCAACUACCACUGCUCCAGAGAGCACAACCACCAGUGCUCCAACUACAACGAGUACCACCAGCACCACCAGUGCUCCAGCCACAACAACAAGCACAACCACUACCACUACCACUACAGAACGACCUAUUCAGACGCGAGCUCCGCGGGUGGAGCGGAUCUUCAACUCGGACGGAGUGGAGGUGCUUUACGGUUACUCCUCGGUGGUGCGGACCAACCGCUCGUGAGUGGUGCUGCUGGUGGCCUGCCCCACCGAGAAUGCGACCUUGUCAAGGUCGAACAACUUGCCAUAAUGCGGAGACGGGGAGAGGGAGACAUUGAGCGAUUGAUGCUCGGUUUGUUUUAGGCAAUUUUCAAUUCUAAACGAGUUAUAAACAAAAAUAUUUAAAUAUCAUUCGACGGGCCCCAACACAGUGUGAUAAACCAAAAAAAAAUCGCUGCGUAAGAAGAUAUCGAUACAAAUCCGCACAGACAUCAAACAAAACAAAUAUAACGUUGUGCAAAAUUGUGUACGGUCUGCCAAAUGACAAAAUGAAGAGAAAUGCUGAAGAUAAACGAUUUUAUAAAUUAUAAAUAAAACAUGAACACCAAUCUUUGUUUGCUUUGGC